Molecule: messenger RNA, 5998 nt
Organism: Labrus mixtus (cuckoo wrasse)
Lineage: Eukaryota; Metazoa; Chordata; Actinopteri; Labriformes; Labridae
Gene: znf687b
Product: zinc finger protein 687b
Exons: 10
Coding region: 372-4673 (1433 amino acids)
Source: RefSeq, a predicted model, not a curated record
CUCUCUCUCUCUGUGGCUGGAGCUCAGCGGCCACAGCUAGCCAGCCUCAGCCGGGGAGGAACAGAGGUUUCUAACCCUGCCUGAACGGUUUCUUAAACAACUAUAACGCCGAGCAUGCAACAAAAACAAAGCACUAAUGAAAUAUUUUUUCCCAUUCAUUGAAAACGAGUGCUUUAUCCUGUUUCCAGAGGAGGGGUUUGGAUGCAGAAUCGCCGUUAGCUAGCGGGCUAGCAGGCUAGCAGAAAUGCUACAGUAGGAUCCUUGUUGUUUAGGUAGCUUUCCUGAAAACAACAGAGAUGCAGCUUUCUGUCAAAUAACGGUGCAGGAUAUUCUCUGUGAGGAAUUUACUUAUAAAAGGAGUUAAUCCCGGUAUGGGGGACAUGAAGACCCCAGAUUUCGAUGACCUGUUGGCAGCAUUUGACAUACCUGACAUAGAUGCCAAAGAGGCCAUCCAGUCUGCCCCGGAUGAGGCAGAGGGACCCCAUGGAGCGGCAGGGCCACCUCUGGGAAAGACAGACAGCGUGGUGGGAUCAUCCUUGAGACCACCGAGCCCGUCAGACCCCCAGUCUGACACCUCCAUUGUUAGUGUGAUUGUGAAAAAUAAAGUCCGCCUCGAGCCUUCAGAUGGAGGAGAGGGAGACGCGGACCAGGACCCUAUUGAUGUAAUCACAGGGGUCGACGUGGGUCCUAGACUGGGUGCAUGUGCCCCUGGGAUUGCUGAAUCUGAGGCUCUCAACCACAACGGUUUUGGGGCAUCUGGUGCCUCCACACCCCUUCCCCUCAGCCAGACCCAGUCUAACGGGGCACCCUGGUCAAUGAACACCCCUAAAGUUUCUUCAGAGGCAGCAGGUUCUGGUGCAGCAAAGUCUCACAAACAGGGUGGAAACAUUUUCAACAGACUUAAACCGCUUGUAGCACAGGGGUCAGGAGAUCCAGUGGGCCGGGCCAGGAAGAUGCAGCUUCUCCAGCAGCAACACCAGCAACAGCAGGAUUCAGGCCAGGAGAGGGCCGACGGGGUCAAUGCAUCGUUACCUUCAUCGUCUUCUCUCUCAGCUGGCUCGUCUCCUCUGGCUGCAGGUGGACCCGUUGGACUAGCCUCGCCUUUCUUUCCACCUUCCAAGCCUCUGCUUCCAACUCCACCGUCUGCACCUGCAGCACACCCGCUGCACUCGUCUCAGCCGUUUAACGGAGCCUCUAAAAGCGGCCCUGGCGGGUUCCAGCAUCAGCAGAUGGAGGAGGAGGAUUCUGACCCUGACUUGGGGAGUCCACUGGUGAUCCAAGAGAACCCAGACUCCCCGACUUGCACUCAGCUGAGCCGACGUUACAAGUCCGACUCCGUCUCAGCCCAGCCCACGUCCUCGACUGCAUCUCACCCCAAACUUGGGGACACUCCUUCAGGGGCGUCUCAGACGUCAUCAACACCCCAGUCGAGCUCAAUAGAGAAUCCCCAGCUGGAGGACCGGCAUCCAGAACAUGUCAUCGAGGAGAGAGACUCACCAGAGAGUCCUGAACCAGAGAUGCCAAAAUCAACUGCUCAAGUUGCUUCUAAGAGGUCCUCCAGCCCUGCAGUGGCCUCCACUCCACCUCCGGCUGAACUUCGGGAGCCCAAAGAGGAGGAGGAGGAGAUGGAGGUUGGGAAUGGGAUUGAGAAGGUGGCUGAUGGCAAAUCUGACAAGGGAGAAAAUGCAAAAACAAGUGAGGAGAAGAUGGAAGUAGAUAAUGGAAAGCAAAAAGCACCGGUGACUGAUGGAGGAGAAACAGGUGGUGCUGCGCCUGCUGCUGCCGGAGCUCCAUCCCGACCCCUAAAAGUCAGAAUCAAAACAAUAAAAACCUCCACAGGCGGAAUCACCAGAACUGUCACAAGAGUAGCACCUAAAGGUGGUGCAGCAGGGAAAGGUUUGGACUCUAAAUCUCAAACUGGGGAGCGUAAGGUUUUAGGAAACAAGGCCCAAAAAGCCGACUCUUCCUCUGGUUUGACAACAACUUCCCAGAAAGUAAGUGCUCUCAACGCUCUGCCCGUGUCUACACUCGCAGCCAGCAGCGUCAUGCUAGCUGCCGCCACAAAGGUCCAGAACAAGAUGGCUGCAUCAGACAAGACCAAGGUUUCUGCCACUGCCGUCAGCAUCACUAAGUCUGCCGCCCUGCCUGCAACUCCCACUGUGUCAUCCUCUCCCAAGUUCUCUGUCGCUGCCGGUGGGAUCAGUGUACGUACAGCCACUAAUAAGACGGCUAACGGAGGAAGCAGCACCAUCAUAGGCGGCGCCCUCCAGCAAAACAAACCGGCCUCCAUCGUCAACAGCACAGGCGCCGUCAUCUCCCGCAGUCAGUCCAGCCUUGUCGAGGCUUUUAACAAAAUCCUGAACAGUAAAAACCUUCUACCGAGCUACAAGCCGGACCUCUCGGCUCCUCCGCCUCCUGAGUGGGGCCUCCCGCUCCCAUCCACAGGGUACCGCUGCCUGGAGUGCGGAGAUGCCUUCGCUCUCGAGCGCAGCCUGGCUCGACACUACGACAGACGAUCACUCCGCAUCGAAGUCACCUGCAACCACUGUGCUAAGAGGCUGGCCUUCUUUAACAAGUGUAGCCUGCUGCUGCACGCCCGGGAACACAAGGAGCGCGGGCUGGUCAUGCAGUGCUCACACCUGGUCAUGAGGCCUGUGACAGUGGAGCAGAUGAUUGGACAGCAGGACAUUACACCCAUCGGUGGCUUGCUCUCCUCUUCGUCCUCCUCUCCUCCAGUCUCCUCUCCCUCCACCACGACCGGAGGCUCUGCAGCCUCCGCUAACUCCAGCCCCAUGAAGGACGCUUCAGCUCCCGCUGCCUCAGCUCAGCCUCGACAGGUCCGCCGCGCGCCUCAGGGCCCCCAAGCCCUCAUGCCUCUUCCCUGCAAGAAGGCAGAAGGGCUGCAGUACAACAACUUCAAAUGUCCAGAGUGCCAAACACAAUUCAACAGCAAGGCUGAACUGGUCACUCACUUCCAGCAGAUCAGAGCUGCUCCUAACUCUACAUGUACGCAGUGCUCGCCUCCUAUGAUGCUGCCCAACUCGUGUGCCGUAUCCGCCCACCAGAGGAUCCAUAAACACAGAGCGCCUCAUGUCUGUCCGGAGUGUGGUGGGACUGCCAGACAGGCCAGCUUCCAGACUCACCUGGAGGAGGCCUGCCUGCACUUUGCCAGGCGCAUCGGGUACAGGUGCUCAAGCUGCCAGGUCGUUUUUGGAGGUUUGAACUCCAUCAAGUCCCACAUUCAGACUGCUCACUGCGAGGUCUUCCAUAAGUGCCCAAGCUGCCCCAUGGCCUUCAAAUCCUCCCCCAGCGCCCAGAGCCACAUCAGCACCCUGCACCCGUCACUUGUCGGAGGACAGGCCAAAAUGAUCUACAAGUGUGUGAUGUGUGACACGGUUUUUACCCAGAAGCCCUUGCUGUACAUGCACUUUGACACUCAUUUAGCCAAGCAGAAAGUGCAUGUGUUUAAGUGUCCUGACUGCACGAAGCUCUACGCUCAGAAAGGAUCUAUGAUGGAGCAUAUAAAGACCGCUCACAGAGGACCUGCAGCCAAACAAACAGACUCUCAGACCGAUUCCUCAAACGCCACCUCGGCCCCCACGACGACGUCCGGCCCCUCAGGCCUCAAAUCCAAAUCCUCCGGAAAACCUGACAACUCGGACGGAGAGGACUGGGGCCGGGAUCAGGAGGAGGAAGAGGAGGAGGAGGAGGAGGAGGAGGACGAUGACGAGGACUAUGAGGCCCCGGGGAGCAGCAGUCAACCCCCGUCCCAGACAGAGUGGACCUGCCCGCAGUGUCAGACCACCUUCACUGACAACGAUGACUACCUGAGUCACGUGAAGAUGGAGCACGGCAAGUUCCCCUGUCGUAUUUGUGGAGGCACAUUCAGCACGUCUUCCAGCCUGAGACGUCACGAGCGAGUCAUUCACGAGGGCAACAAGAGAGUGUUCCACUGCCAAUAUUGCACAGAAGGGAAGCGCACCUUUGGCAGUCGGUUCUUACUGGACAAACAUGUCCGGCUCCAUCACAGAACCACAGACGGACAGGGUCCCCCAAUGACCCGGAAGCGCGCGGCCACAGGUGGAGAAGGACCAGGCAGCUCCUCAGAACAAGAUGGGGAGGUGGGACCUCCUGGAGGCCGGGGAGGAGGAGGAGGAGGAGGAGAAGAAGAUGAGAACGCCACAGAGGACGGGGAGGAGGGUACAGGUCCCGCUAAGAGAACCAGGGCGUCUGUAGCUUCGACAUCAUUGGCCCCGAAUGAGCUGGAGGAGGAAGACAACAUUUUCCGCUGCAUCCCCUGCGGCUUCUCCACAGAGGACGGGGCGGAGUUCCAGCGCCACAUCCCGCAGCAUCGCGGCGACACCGUCUCCUUCCAGUGCCUGCAGUGCGGCGUCUGCUUCGCGUCGGCCGGCUCUCUCGGCAGACACAGAUUCAUCACGCACCGCGUCCGCGACACCCAGAGCGACGCCGACCGCGGCACCCCCCGCGCCCACCACGGCUCUCCCGAUGGCUCGCCCGCCGGCUCCCCGGGGGCGCAGGGCGAGGACGGAGACGGGAACCUGGGCUGCAAGGUGUGCGGACGGCGUUUCGACAAGGCCUCAGACCUCAACACCCACUUCAGGACCCACGGCAUGGCCUUCCUCACCGCACACAAAACGGACAAGCCUCAGUAGAGGGUGGGCGGGUCCUCUGAGACUGACGGGUCAUCUUCAGCCGGGAGACGAGAGGCUGAAAAAAAAUAUGAAUGUUGAUCCUGAGAUGAAGCACGUGCUUCCUGCGCAGUUUGUUUUUAGCCCCCACAAACAGUUUUACUUGAUCUAUGGCACCUCCUCUGUGCAAUUAAUUAUUGCAUGUUUGAUCAUGUUACUAACUGAACACACCUGUGAGAGACUCUUUGAGGGAAAAGGCUCUCAAAAUGACCCCGCCCCCCACCCCGCUCCCAGAGUAAAGCAUUUAUAUAUCAGCCAUACUGUGUCAUAAAGGUCAUGUCCCUUCACUUCAGUCACUCUGCACCGCCUGCAGCCACCUGCCUGUUUAUCAUGUUACACACCUUACCCACCGUACUCCAGACCGCUGUAGUGCCGAUAUUUUUCUACUUCACGUCUUCUCAAUAUUCAUACUCGUUUGCCUCAUCCUACUUUUUCCCAGCAUGAGAUCAGUUCUAACAGCUCCAGAGGCGGUUAAAACUGACCUCGAGCUAAUAUCACAAGACGUCUAAAGCAUGAAGGGGGAGUGUGUAGAGAAUUUGACACUGAUUUUUUAUGUUGCUAUAAUAUUUAUUUAUACGAAACACAUCACUGCUGUUGGUAUUUUUUGGACAAUGUGGCUGCAACAGAGACGUGAGAUUAGAAUCUCUGAAGGCAAAGAGGAGGUUACUGGAGGUGUGUAACCUGUGUUGUGUGUGAAAAAAAAGUGUGAUGUUGUUAAUCGUUAAGCUAGAAGAAGAAGAAGAGAGGUCAGGUUUCCUGCCAGUAGUAAAUGUGUACGAGUCUUGCCUUGUAAAUACAUAUAAUGACACUAAAGGAAAGCGUUCUGGUUUUAGUAUCUUGCUAUGAUAAUGUGAAUACGUAAAGUAUUUGUACUUGUACUGUUCCCCUUUUUUUCCCCAGACAAUUUGAGGUUAAAAAGAAAAAAGGUCCACCCCCCCCCAAAGAGGUAGCUAUACAUUGUAAUUACACAGCAGAGUGUGGGGGUCGUGUUGUCUUAAUGUGUAUGAAUACAAAUGUUUUAUCUCUUUGAGACGGUUCUUUUUUUAUCGACAGAAUCAGUGCUUGCUGUUCUCACAUUUCUUAUCUAUGUUUCAAAAAGCAGCCUUCAAGGUCACGUGAUGGAGGUCUGAGUGGAUUCUGUUUGUUUGUAUCUUUUAUAUGUCAUGAUAUCAUAUUUAUAUAGCUCAAUAGUUGAAGAUUUCACGUCAUUUUCUUUUCCAUGGUUGUGGUCUGCUUGCUGAAAUGCCAUACACUUUUGUGCUGUUUCGAAAAUAAAUGUGUAAAAAAGA